Trichosurus vulpecula (common brushtail) is the source of this 543-nucleotide messenger RNA. Its product is annotated as ferritin light chain-like. Gene Ontology annotation, biological process: intracellular iron ion homeostasis; iron ion transport. The record is from RefSeq and is a predicted model, not a curated record. Gene Ontology annotation, molecular function: ferric iron binding; ferrous iron binding. Bases 1 to 543 code for a protein of 180 amino acids. Lineage: Eukaryota; Metazoa; Chordata; Mammalia; Diprotodontia; Phalangeridae. Gene Ontology annotation, cellular component: cytoplasm. The transcript has a single exon.
AUGAGCUCUAGCUCCCAGAUCCGCCGAAACUUCUCCUCUGAGGCCGAGGCCGCCAUCAACCGCCUGGCCAACCUGUACCUGCAGGCUUCUUACUCGUACCUGUCCCUGGGUUUCUAUUUCGAUCGGGACGAUGUCGCCCUGCCUAGGGUGUCGCGUUUAUUCAGUGAGCUGGCGAAGGACAAACGCGAGGGUGCCGAGCGCCUUAUGAGGCUCCAAAACCCGCGUGGGGGCCGUGUCCUCCUCCAGACUGUGCAGAAACCUGACCAAGAUGAAUGGGGCCGCAGCUUGGAUGCCAUGCUGGCUGCCCUGAACAUAGAGAAGGACCUGAAGCUGCACGCCCUGGGAUCGAGCCAAGGGGAUCCACACCUCUGUGACUUCCUGGAGAGCCACUACUCGGGUGAGGAGGUGAAGCUUCUGAAGUGCUUGGGCAACCACCUGACCACCCUGCGCAACCACCUGACCACCCUGCGCCAUGUUCAGGCAGACUCCCAAUCCGAGCUGGGGGAGUGCCUUUUCCAGAGGCUGAACCCGAAGCAUGAGUAG